Messenger RNA from Vicia villosa (hairy vetch), 1932 nucleotides. RefSeq names its product cyclin-A1-1. Bases 111 to 1586 code for a protein of 491 amino acids. Gene Ontology annotation, molecular function: cyclin-dependent protein serine/threonine kinase regulator activity. Lineage: Eukaryota; Viridiplantae; Streptophyta; Magnoliopsida; Fabales; Fabaceae. The transcript is spliced from 10 exons. Gene Ontology annotation, biological process: mitotic cell cycle phase transition; regulation of cyclin-dependent protein serine/threonine kinase activity. The record is from RefSeq and is a predicted model, not a curated record. Gene Ontology annotation, cellular component: cytoplasm; nucleus; cyclin-dependent protein kinase holoenzyme complex.
UAUUGCAUUCACAACAAUCACACUCUCACUCUUCUUUCUUUCUUUUCACUCAAAAGUCUCUGACUAAAGAACCUCUAUUCUUUUUCUUGCUUCAUUCUUUUUCUUUCAAAAUGUCCAAUCGUCGUUCAUCGUUUUCUUCCUCAACGACAUCAUCUAUGGCAAAACGACACCCUCCGGUUACCACCGCCGAGAACCACGCCGGAAAAGUUUUAGCCUCCGCCAAGAAACGUCCUCCUCUCACAAACCUCACCAAUCACAACGCUUCCCGUAACUCAUCAUCUCUGGUGACUAAAGUUGCAAAGACCAAGAAAGAACCUUCGCCAUGCACCUCUUCGAUUUCCGGCAACAAAAAACCUACUUUUUCCAAUGUUAAAUCAGCUACGGUUGUUUUUCCGAAGGCUAUUACUACUACUAGUACUAGUACUUCCACUUCCAGUUCUUUUUCCGAAACUGUUCUUCCAAUAGUUCCUACUACUUUCAAUGUUCCGGUUUCGAGUGCAAUGGAUUUAUCGUCCCCCGGAAAAUCAGACGGAAUGUCGGUUUCCAUGGACGAGACAAUGUCGUCUUGUGAUUCUUUCAAGAGUCCUGAUAUUGAGUAUGUGGAUAACAGUGAUGUUGCUGCGGUUGAUUCGAUUGAGAGGAAGACUUAUUGUAGUCUUAACAUUUCUGAUACUGAUUAUCCAAAAGGUAAUAUUUGUAGUAGAGACAUUCUUGUUGAGUUGGAAAAGGGGGAGAAAAUUGUUGAUAUUGAUGAUGAUCAUGUGGAUCCUCAGCUUUGUGCUUCUUUUGCUUGUGACAUCUACAAGCAUUUGCGUGCUUCUGAGGCAAAGAAAAGACCAUCCACAAACUUCAUGGAGAAGAUUCAGAAGGAUAUAAAUCCCAGCAUGCGUGCUAUAUUGAUUGACUGGCUAGUGGAGGUGGCUGAAGAGUAUAGACUUGUACCAGAUACAUUGUAUUUGACAGUAAACUACAUUGAUCGGUAUCUAUCUGGGAAUGCCAUGAACAGGCAACAAUUACAAUUACUUGGAGUUGCUUCUAUGAUGAUUGCAUCUAAAUAUGAGGAGAUUUGUGCACCUCAGGUGGAGGAAUUUUGUUACAUAACUGACAACACAUACUUCAAGGAAGAGGUUUUGCAGAUGGAAUCUACUGUCUUGAAUUUUUUGAAAUUUGAAAUGACUGCCCCAACAAUUAAAUGCUUUCUGAGAAGAUUUGUACGUGCAGCUCAAGGAAUUGAUGAGGUCCCUUCACUGCAACUAGAGUGUUUGACAAACUACAUUGCCGAAUUAUCCCUGUUGGAGUACAGUAUGCUUAGUUAUGCUCCAUCACUUAUAGCAGCAUCUUCAAUUUUCCUGGCAAAAUUUAUGCUAUUCCCUUCGACGAAACCAUGGAAUCCAACAUUGCAGCAUUACACUCAAUACCAGACAUCUGAUUUGUGUGCUUGUGUAAAAGAUCUCCAUCGUCUUUGUUGCAACAGCCCUAAUUCUAACUUGCCUGCAAUUAAGGAGAAAUACAAUCAGCACAAGUACAAGUAUGUGGCCAAGAAGCACUGCCCUUCAUCAAUACCUCAAGAGUUUUUCCAGAAUUGAGCUGAGUUGAAAUGUUGAACGUCCAAUUUCCAGUUGGAAAGCAGUAGAUCAACACAAAGGGCUUCUUGUAUCUGGUUUAAUUGAUAUGCCCCCAAAAUCUAAGAAGCUUCUUGUAUGGCUAGAAGAAACCAUUAUUAGCUACUGCUUCUUCAACACCAUUAAUGACUAGAAAAAAACAAUUUCUAAACAUCUUCCCAAUAAGGGCUAGCUAGAUGUAGUGUAGAUGACAAAUUUAGUUGCAAGAGUAAGCAUGACACUCCCGGUUUAUGUAGUGUAUUGUCAUUACUAGUUCAUGUAAUCUCUCUAACCUUUAAGGUUUUUAAAAAAACACAAUAAUUAAAUCCAA